This is a messenger RNA of Durusdinium trenchii, 5209 nucleotides long. NCBI's taxonomy places the organism in Eukaryota, Dinophyceae, Suessiales, Symbiodiniaceae. The record is from the annotation of a GenBank genome assembly.
GCUCAAAGAGUGAGGGCAAAUCGGAUGAUGCCCAGGGCCAUGGGAUGAUGCUCAGGCUAUGGCAGAGCGUCCGGCAGUCCCACCAGUGCUGCCCCGGCUCUCCAAAGAUGUCUUCACAACUGCCCCACCGUGGCCACAAAGUGCUCGGGUGAAGGAGAGAGGGCCCCUACCGGGACUGGACAGUAGCCAUGGCUCUGUUUGGGAGGCGAAGACCGCUCCAGGGUCACCGCUCCGCGGACGCGAAACCACUUGCAGUCUGGGUGCUCGUACCGAGCGGCGGAAGGGUUCCAACUCGCCGAGCUCACCGAGGGAAACGAUGGCAGUGUGGGAGAACAAUGAGGAGGAGUUCUCCGAGGCAUUGAAAUCAGUUCGUCUUUGGUGGAAGCCUGUGGAGGCAGCUAUUCGCAGUCGCAGAGCGGAUCUUUUGCAGGGCGCUCUGAAGGAGGCCCACGGCGAAAGCUACCUCAGGACUGUGUAUGCAGUGCGCCGAAGUUCAAGUUUGGACCCUGCUCAUCGCCAUUCAGUUGAGAUGGAAAUGGCUGCAAGAUUGGUCAAAGCACGCGCUAUUCUUGGGAAAUGGCAGGCUGGUGUUGAGGAGAUCAAGAAAGCUCAUCGAGCGAGAGAUGUGGCGGGUCUUGCUCAAGCCUUGUCACGGUUUCAGCACUCUGCUGAUGAUGCGGAGGUGUCAGGUGCUAGACAUGAUCUAGAACGAUGGCGGAGACUGGCCGAAGAACUCCCCAAGUUUCUCAAGGAGGCCAUCGAGCGUCGGGAUGUGCCGAAGCUCCGAGAGGCCAUCAUUGACAUGAGCAGAGAUGGUCCGACCAACAUUGAAGGGGCGGAAGAGGCCAAGAAGAUGAUCAAGCGGUAUCAAAUUCGAGCUCGUGCCCUUGACCAUGCGGUUGGGGAGCGAAAGAUCAACUCCAUCCAGGCUGCAUUGUCAACAUGGGACUUCAGCCGAGAUGACAUUCAUGCCGUCAAGGCUCGGCAGGCCAUUGCUCGAAGGGACCAACAGAAACAGAAACUACAUGAUGCCGUGCACAAACGUGAUGGGCCACGGCUGAACCAGGUGGUGAAUGAUUGGGAGUUUGACCGCAAUGAUGAGGACUUUCAGGACGCACUCCAAGCGUUGUCGCGCUACGAGAAGAUGGUGAUGGAUGUUGGGAGGAUGAUGGGUCCUCCCAUGGACAUUGUGGCACUGGCGCAGGUGCUGGAGACCUGGGAGUGGUCCCAAGAUGAUCCUGUUCGAUUGGCAACCCAGAAGCGCAUCAUGGAGCACGAAAACGCUGCUCGAAAUGCUUUGGAUGCCAAGGAUGGCUGGAAACUACAAAGAAUUUGGCAAUUCGACACCACGGUGAAGCCCAAGGCCAAAGGAGCUCCUUCGGCGCUACACCAACAAAUGGCUGGCAUCCGGUGGAAAGCCACGGUUGCCAAGAACAGAUACAGAGAAGCAACAAGCUGCCUUCGUGACGCCAUACACCAUGCGGUGGAGGAGUCCGAGUAUAUGCGAACCGAGGCCUUUGCCGAGGUGGAUGUGCCGGAGGGUGAAGAUGCUGUACAGGCUCCACAUCCAAGCGUUCUCAUGAGCCUGGCAAGGUUUGCCUUCACGGGAAUGCCACCCAAAGAGCAUGACCUGAACACCCUCGUGGAGAACUGGCCCUUCAGCAGCGACGAUCCAACAGUUCGAUUGGCAAGUCACUGGCUACGCUCUAGGUUCUUGCUGAAGAAAACCUAUGUGCGGUACCUGGACAUCGCCCUCCAUGGCGGUCACACCCAGAGCAUUACCAAGGCCUACGCACAGGCUGCAGCUGCUGCAGUGCCACCACGAAUUUACCACAAGUUUGUGCAACUUCCAGAAGGCGUUGUGAGAGCCAAGGAAGAGGCCUUGAUGCGAGAGGCGAUCAUGCAAGCAGUGGGUGCAAUGUGUCUUGGAGUGGAGCCUGACCAACUAAUUAUGGCCUCUGGCUUUGCCAAGGAGCUGGCAGACAAGGCCAGACUGGUGCGACAGGCAGCCUCCGCAGUAGAGGCUGGCCGCAUCCCCACUCUUCGAGCUGCUUCAAGGCCACCAAGGGUGGUGCACGCCGUUGUUGAGACCCUGUGCCACUGCGUGGCUGGCAUCCAACCAACGGUGAGAGAUCCUCCGAGAGAUACCGGCUGGAGGACCUGCCAGCGUAUGCUGAACAACCAGAAGGCAUUGAUUGAGAACCUCGUCGCCCUGCCAGACUGGAUUCAGUCUGGACGCACAGAGCCAAUCCGGAGGGCAAAAGAGCAUUGGCAAAAGGUGCAAAGGGAGUUGGGGCGACGCCAUGAAUUCUCAAUAGAGGUUGUGCGAAGGUUCAGCAUCUUGGCCGCGCAGUUCCUCAACUUUCUGCAGCAACUUUUCGAUUUCUAUGACUUGACGAACCAGUCAAGCGUUGCUCCCGACAAGAGGAAAGGUGCCCAUGAGAUGGUUCGUGAUGCAGAUGCCCUGAGACUGGUCGAGCUCCAGGCCAUAUUUAGCCGGAUGAAAGAAGAGGCAAGCCAGAGCGAGGAGUUUGCACAUCAACCCUUGUGGUACUAUGUCCUCAAGCAGGGUAAGCAUGCUUUGUCGAGCCACCAGCUCUUCAGUACGGCAUGGGCCAUUGUCGGUGGUGACGAUGAGGUGGUAGAAGAUUGUGUUGCGUGUGCACAACGGCAGCUUACUGAAGCAUUGGCGCUAACCACAGUCUCCAACGCAGCAUUGGGCUCCAUUUGCCGUGGUCUCAAGCCGCCCAGUCGGGACUAUGUUGCAAUGAUUGAACCGCGCAGAAGCUCCAAAUUUCUGACUAUGGGUGCAAGUCAUGUCGACAGAUAUUCGGACAGCCCUUCGACUCCCAAGGCAAGUGGCAAUGUGCAUGUCGCCAGCAAGAAGAUUGAGGCUUCUCGUGCAUUUAAGCACAGCAACGUGUUGCUUCGCGAGGUGGAUGUCAUGAUCAUUCGCAUCACUGGGGAGGAGGUGGGCUAUUUGCACAUGCCCAUCAGCUCGACGGUGAAGGAUGUGCAAGAGCGGCUGCAAGUGAUGGAGCAAGUUCCAGCAGAACGGCAGGUCCUUUUGCUGGACAACAAGGAAGUGCCUGCGCACACUGCGGUGAAGAACCUACGCAAGGAUCGUGAGAGCAUCGUUUACUUCACACUGCUCUACAGGUCCGAUGCUUUGGUCCAUCGGAUCGAGGCGAGCAUGCUGAAGGUGGCACAGUGCAUCCCUGCGGACUAUGAGCUGACAUCGUUGUUGGGUGGGAAGUUGUCAGAUCCAGCUGUGUGCUUGAUCUAUGGGACCAGUGGCUUUGAUAGCACGGUCGCUCGUCCUGGCGACGGUGCUCGAAGACAGGGCCAGCGUCGUACGGCCAUUGCUCUGCAGCUCUCACAAUUAAACCAGGCGCAGGCUUUAAGCUCUUUGGAUGAUGGUCCGAUGAGUCAAAGAGCAUUCAGUCCAGGAUCCCCACGGAGACAGUCAUUGCAGAUCGUGAUGCUGGAUCUCAUGAGGACCAUGAUUGAGAUCCUUCGGGCACACUCCUGGGGCACACCAAGAAAUGGCAGCUAUGCGGUGCAGGUUGACACUCCUUGGCAGAUGCAAGUGGUCUGUGAGAUCUUAGAGUUGAGCUCAAGCCUUUUGCGCAAGCCGCUGGUGCCACAGGCCAAUUUGUGUGUAUCCAUGCGGCUCUUGGAAGAGCUGGAGGAGGCUGGUCUGCCAGCCACCUAUCAACCGGAAUUUGGCAUCCGGAGGAUGACGAACCAAGGUAGCGUUCCUCACACGCCCCACACGCCGCACACAGCAAGCUCGGCCACUGAUCGCUCAGUGACUGAUCGCUCAUUCACUGAUCGAUCAGUGACUGAUCGGGACACCUUAAGCAGCAGGCAGACUAUGUCUGAGAAGGACACAUCUCCACAUCGAAGGGAAGCAGAUUAUCAACGUGGCCUUGUCGCUGUUGCUGCUUUUGUCCGCUCAGUCCAGGACUUCUACAACGAGUUCUUCCCGGUGAGAUCUCUGGCUGCUGCCAACAUGUCCUUCCUCUUACAGGCCGAGAAAGCUUUCAAGGAGUCCGGAAAGGUGCUGAAGAUCUCAUUUGGCCUGGAGAAUAUGUGCGAGGUACCACCCAACUGCACCACCUUGGAUGAUGUGCUUGAGGCGACACAAACAGCUUGUGAUCAGCUCGUGGCACUCGCGGAGAAAGGAAUUGCUAUCGUGAACCCGCACGUGGAGUAUGUUCGGUGUGCAAUCGAUAGCGCUGGAUUGGCAAUGCUAAGCAGUCCCCCUCCGGCGGAUCCGGUGCAGCGGCUCCACUGGGCAGAGGUGAUCAUGUCGAUGCAGUUGUCGCCGUUGCCCAUCUUUGAUCAGACCUUGAGGAGAAUUGCCAGGUGCAUUGAUCAAGAUGAGUUGGCAGAGAUCGCCAACAAGCCAGAGCCACCUGAGGAGCAAGUCAUUCAUGGAGUCUUUCGCUGUUGCCACAGCGCCGCGGACCCGUCCAGAACAUGCUACAUGGCAGCACUUGCUUGGGUGGUGGAUCCUGAAUGCAACUGUGACCGACGUUGGUCCCAGUCCCGGCAGCUCUUGCAAGAUGGCGAAGGCUUUGCAGAAGAGUUGGGCUCUUGGAGCUCCAUGCAGGCCGACGCCCUCCGCUUGAGCCGAGCGAAGAAUCUGCUCAUGGAGGUUUGGACCUGGGUCUCAUCUGGAUGCAGCGGAAGUUUGGCACUUCAGAGCCUAUUUUGCUGGCUCAUUUUGGCAGUCUCCAUUGUGCCGCUGGCUGAACAAGCGAACCGUUUGAAGCCGGUGCACAGUACUGUGAAGUCUGGCCUUCAACGUGUUGGACUGGCAGCUCCGCAGAAUCGAGCUAGCACUGGAGCUAAGGCUUGGACUUCAGCACUCUUUCUUCUCGACGGCACUGCUGAGGCAUGGUGGUGGCUAAGAGGCAUUCGUAGCUUUGAGCAGGCCCCACGUCCUUGGACUGACAGCGAGGAUGGAGGUGUCGGUGUGGCUCAGUCCACACAGCCAGAAGAUGUGUGGCAACAGGGAGAAGACCCCUUUGAUGGAAAUGACCUGACUGCCGCAGCUCUGGAGUUUGACCGGGAGUUGGACAAGGAGAUGGAUGAUGUGCUACGAGAUGACGGAUACCAGCUCUAAAGGGGACCGGUGAUUGGCUCGGCUUCCGUACUUUAGCAGCACACUGCCAAAAUUUGGAUGGUAUAUUCUGGGCAG